AUGAAGUUCGGACAGGAUUUCGAGGCGGCUCUCGCGCGAGGCGAGUACCCGCAAGAAUGGAUCGACUCUGCCAUCUCCUACAAAAAGCUAAAGAAGUGUAUCAAACAAGUGCAAAGAGAACUCUCGGGCCUCGGGCUCGACAAGGAAACUCUUGAUGUACUUUGGCAGCAUGUCACCUCAGGACCUGCGGAGGUCGGGGGCAAGAUUGCAGAUCGGUUGAUGCAGUACUCGAUGGACGGGAGUGGAAAAGUUAGCUUCACCCCCAAAUUAACAAUCGCCAUUGAUCCGCAUGAUGGCUCACCUAUGGACGCUUGGCUGAGUCCAGAGACUCGAAGAGUCUUACGACACCUCGCUCGAUCUUCUCGGGCCAAUGUCGACUCCGAGGACGAAGGACCAAAUGGACAACUCCAGUGUCCCAUUCCGGACGAGACCAACGGAGCAAGUUCCAAUGCUGCCCCAGACGCUCCGCCUGACGGCGAGAAUUCCCAUUCCUUAGAAGACGGAAAACAACAACUAGAGACGGUCGAAAUCCCACUCUCCUCAGACUCGGAGUUUUUCCAGAUUCUUCGACGAGAGCUUACCGAUCUGGACCGAAUACGUCGCGCUGAACAGGUCCAGCUACAGAUGGAGAUCACUCAGCUAGGCAACGAAUUGCGUGCUUUGAAAGCGUCCAAGUCGACGAGAUCAAAGAAAGAGAUUGCGGCAUGGAGGAAAAUCUUCGAACUCUACACAGAGGCGGAAAUCUUUUUAUCUUCCCAUGAAGUCGACGCCGGUGCCCGAGACGCAGACCACGCACAAAAACAGUUCCAAAAAUUUACGCAAUCUCUGGCCUCUCGGGAAAGUGAGGUGCGCAAACUAGGCCCGGAUGCAAGUGUCGCAUUGGAUCGCUUUAUUCGAAUCAAUGCCCAGCUCCUCCGAUUGAUGAAGUUUCAAGAAAUCAACAAAACCGCUUUGACCAAGAUCAUAAAGAAAUUCGACAAGCGAACGGCAUUGCGUGCGCAGGCCUCAGUUUCCAAUUCCCUAGUCAAAUCACCGUUCAUAGUAGAGGAUCUAGCUCAAGCGACCUGCUUCACCAUCUCCGAGGAGAUCUUGAACGUUAUCCCACAACUCAACGACUACCUGUGUCCAAUCUGCUUCAGCAUUUCCUAUAAACCUGUUCGACUGCGAUGUAACCAUGUCUUCUGUAUCCGAUGUCUCAUCGUAUUGCAGACCCGGGGACAGGAUCGUUGCCCUCUCUGUCGAGAAGAGGUGGUGUUGGAAGCCGACAGCCGGAAUCUUGAUAAACAGUUAAUGAAGUUCAUGAAGGCCAAUUUCAAACCCGAAGUCAAAGAAAAACAACGGUACAAUGAGAUUCAAGAAGGCAUUAAUCGAUGGGGCGCACAAUACGAGAACGCACAGAAAUGUGUGGUCAUGUAA
This is a messenger RNA of Rhinocladiella mackenziei CBS 650.93, 1416 nucleotides long. RefSeq lists its product as uncharacterized. The record is from RefSeq and is a predicted model, not a curated record. The transcript has 2 exons. Lineage: Eukaryota; Fungi; Ascomycota; Eurotiomycetes; Chaetothyriales; Herpotrichiellaceae. The coding region runs from base 1 to 1416 and encodes 471 amino acids.